This is a messenger RNA of Erythranthe guttata (spotted monkey flower), 2455 nucleotides long. NCBI's taxonomy places the organism in Eukaryota, Viridiplantae, Streptophyta, Magnoliopsida, Lamiales, Phrymaceae. The record is from RefSeq and is a predicted model, not a curated record.
UACAGCUUCUCUACUAGUUUCAAAUCCCCUGCAACGCAACUGCCGGAAAUCCCAAGCUCAAUAAAUGGCUCCAAAAGUUCUAAUGGUCGCCGAGAAGCCAAGCAUUGCUCUGGCAAUUGCUACAGUUCUUUCCAGUGGUCGAAUGUCAUCUCGAAGGGGGAGCACUGAGGUUCAUGAGUUUGAUGGAAUGUUUUUGGGAUUCCCUGUCCAGUAUAAAGUGACAUCAGUAAUCGGUCAUGUUUUCAGUGUAGAUUUUCCCGCCCGUUAUCAAGAUUGGAAUGCCACAGAUCCUCUGGAUCUCUUUGAUGCGCAGAUUGUUAAAGCAGAGUCAAAUCCAAAGGCUCAUAUUUGUAGGCAUUUAAGCCAAGAAGCUCGUGGUUGUGGACACUUAGUAUUGUGGUUGGAUUGCGAUCGCGAAGGAGAAAAUAUAUGUUUUGAAGUUAUUGACUCUACGGGUUUCCAGUCAAAAGAUGGCAAAAAAAUUUACCGCGCUCGAUUUUCAUCUGUAACUGAGAAAGAUAUUCUGAAAGCCAUGAAUAGCCUUGUUGAACCUAAUAAAAACGAGGCACUGGCUGUGGACGCCCGCCAAGAAAUAGAUUUGAAAGUUGGAGUUGCUUUCACACGUUUUCAGACAAGCUAUUUCAAUGGGAAAUAUGGAAACCUUGAUUCAAGAGUUAUCUCUUAUGGGCCGUGCCAAACUCCAACCCUUGGAUUUUGCGUGCAACGACACCAAACAAUUACUACUUUUAAGCCAGAAAAGUUUUGGACAUUGCAUCCUUACAUACUACACAAAGGCUAUGAACUCAAGUUAGAAUGGGAGCGACAAAGGUUAUUUGACUUUGAUGUCGCUCAAAUGUUCUGCAACUUUGUAAAAGAAGAUGGGAUGCUGAAAGUUAUUAGCAUAUCUGAAAAACAGGAGUCAAAAGGUCGCCCCACUGGUCUCAAUACAGUGAACCUUAUGAAGGUAGCAUCAAGUUCUUUGGGCUUUGGACCCCAGCUGGCAAUGCAAUUGGCCGAGCGUUUAUAUACGCAAGGUUAUAUCAGCUAUCCCCGAACAGAGAGCAGUGCAUACCCAUCUUCAUUUGAUUACAAAGGCACUCUUAAAGCACUAGUACGCAAUCCAGUGUGGGGUGAUUAUGUGCAGCAACUUCUGUCUGAAGGCUAUCAUACACCAAAAUCGGGAACUGAUGCAGGUGAUCACCCCCCAAUUACUCCAAUGUCUUCAGCUACAGAGGAUAUGCUAGGCCAUGAUGCAUGGAAUCUCUACCAAUACAUUUGUCAACAUUUUCUAGGAUCUCUUUCUCCUGAUUGCAAAUAUACAAGGACAAAAAUUGAAUUUCAAUCUGGUGGAGAAUUAUUCCAGUAUGUUGGGCAGCACGUCAAGGUCAAAGGAUUCACAUCCAUUAUGCCAUGGUUGGCAGUGAAUGAGAUAAACAUACCUCAGUUUACUCAAGGGCAUAAAAUCGAGAUAUCAAGAAUUGAAGUAGACGAGGGCAAUACACGACCUCCCGAUUACCUUACUGAAAGUGAGCUCAUUUCAUUAAUGGAAAAGAAUGGAAUAGGGACUGAUGCAUCCAUUUCUGUACACAUCAACAACAUAUGCGAACGUAAUUAUGUACAGGUACAGGCAGGAAGAAAAUUGGUUCCUACUGCUCUAGGUAUCAGCUUAAUAAGAGGCUACCAAUGCAUAGACCCAGAUCUCUGUUUACCCGAUAUCCGAAGUUUCAUUGAGCACCAAAUUGCCCUUGUAGCUAAAGGUCAAGCAGAUCAUUCUUUAGUUGUGGAACAUGUGAUAGAUCAAUUCAGGAGGAAGUUUAGCUACUUUGUCAAGCAGAUUGAAAACAUGGAUGCCUUAUUCGAAGCAGAGUUUUCCCCACUCUCAAGCUCGGGGCGUGUGCUUAGCAAAUGUGGCAAAUGUCUUCGGUACAUGAAGCAUAUAUCUUCCCAGCCAUCACGUCUUUACUGUGGGACAUGCGAAGAAAUUUAUUACACUCCUCCAAAGGGUUCUGUCAAGCUAUACAAGGAGCUUACAUGCCCUCUCGACAACUUCGAGCUUCUGCUGUUCUCAAUGCCUGGACCAGACGGUAAAUCCUUCCCAUUCUGCCCUUACUGCUACAACAGCCCUCCAUUCGAAGGCAUCGACAAUUUAUACGGAGCAGGUAAAGCCGCGGGUCCCACCAAGUUAGGCAAGGGGGCCGGCAUGCCCUGCUUCCUCUGCCCACACCCCACAUGCCAGCACUCCAUGAUAUCUCAAGGGGUCUGUGCUUGUCCAGAGUGUGACGGUACUCUAGUGCUCGAUCCAGUCAGCGCACCCAAAUGGAGACUCUAUUGCAACAUGUGCAACUGUCUCGUUUCCCUUCCGGAAGGUGCUCAUAGGAUUUCGACGACUAAGGACCAUUGUCCUGAAUUUAGCAUUUUCAUGGCCAUUAAUAUAGCUUAUAAUGAGUCUUUGUGA